AUGGGCUCGCGGCCAGAUUUCCUCGAACUACAUGGCGAUGGCUCUCGCUCUGCGCGAGGGAGUCCCUCCCCUCGCAUCGAACACUUCGACGGUGAAAUACCACCCGCCCUCUCUCCGCUCGACGCAUUCGCAGCUCAAGGUCGCAUGUUGGCGAGGCAGCUGGAUGAGUCGAUGAGAAGAGAUCGGCGGAUGAGCCGAUUGCCUCCUCAAAGCGUCGCCAGAUCUUUAUCGCAGCCGCGGCCGGGCUACUUUCGCUCACCCACUUCGGACCACUCUCAACGGUCGCAUGUCACACGCAGCCCCGACUUGAUAGCUAGGCGAGCUAUAGAAGAUCCGAAAUUCAGACCUCAAUCACAGCAUCCGCGCAUCAGCGGCUUGUCGAUUCUGCAUGGCGAUGGCAGUUUCGAUGACCCUAGUCAUACUCCCGUGCCGAGGAUCGAAGACUACGAAAAGGACGCAUCCAGCCAGUACUUUGAGGGACCGCGGGUCGAGACACCUGAAGAAGAUGCGGCCUUGCACCGAGAUGGCUCGGAUUCAGCAAGUAAUCUACCUACUCCUCACUCCAAUUCCCAGGAUUCAUCAUCGAUCUCUCGUGGGUCCUCCUCAGACUCGAAUCAACCUCAAAUCUCGACCACCUUAGCACCACCAGUGUCUCCGAUGCCGCACUCUCUCUACAAUCCUAAAUAUAUGCAACCAGAGAGUUCUGAUGACGACUACACAAGUUCGAAUGCAGGCUCAACAUUCUCCAAGUCGCGCCAACUAUCCUCCGGCAGUGGUAUCUCCAUGCCUCAUUCUCCCAUGUCCCCGUUUGUUCGAUCACACCCAAGAUCUCCUUCGGUCAGCUCAGAAGCCUCGAAUUACCUACCGCGUCCAUCUUUCAACUUUUCCCGGCCACUGAGCCGAUCAAGCACCAGUUUGUCGGCCCCUUCCCCUGUAAUACCAUCCGAAGCACCGACAUCCAACCAAUCCACUAUACUUUCGACUGUCAUGCUGGCUUCAGAUGGAUCUGUCAGAACGGGAAUCCAAAGAGACAACAAACCAGCGCCGAUUGUUCUAGAAGGGGAACCUAUGACACCGUUAGACGAGGAGAUGCCGUCGUCUGCCGUGUCAUCCUAUGUGUACACCAAAUAUUCUUUGCCCCGCGGGCGCAUGGUUUCGAGAAACUCGCUCGUCUUCGCCGGGUUACAAACCCCGCACUUUGAAUGGAAAGAGCCUCUUUUCGAGAGCCCACCUAAUCGCAAUGCACGCGAUCGUACCCCAUCGCCGGAGGCAGCACCGAAGGAAGCACCCAUGGAAGCACCCGUCCAACAGCCACGAACCGAGGAUCAAAACCUCAAGAUCCUAGGUGGAGAGCCCAUCCCUACGCUUGUGGAUCCCUUGGAUACUGUCCCGGAGACUCCUGUUACACGCCAAUCCCAUGAGAUCCCCAGAGGUCUCAAAUCUUCACAGGAACCGCUUCACACUCUUCAUCGUUCCAUGAGCGAGCAUCUAGAUGAUUCCAAGUCGUCCUCUGCCGAUUCAGCUAGCACUAUCAGACCCGUCACUGCUAAGACCACCGCUACCACAGCAUCUGCCGUAAACAACCUGUCGGUAGAGGAGCACGUUGAAAAGGGUAUCGAGUGCCAUGAGCAGGGUGCUCUGCAAGAGUCAACAUACCAUUUGCGUAUAGCCGCCAAGCAAAAUCAUCCAACGGGCAUGUUGCUUUAUGCAUUAGCUUGCCGACAUGGCUGGGGCAUGCGACCAAAUCAGCGAGAAGGAGUACAGUGGCUCCGAAAAGCCGUUGAUUCGGCUGGCCUCGAAAUGGCAGAUGACGACGACGAUGAUAAAUCUGUUGGUGGUAAAGAUGUAGCCGCGCGCAAAGCACGCCGAGCACAAUUCGCCUUGGGAAUAUAUGAGCUCGGUGUCAGUCAUCUGAAUGGUUGGGGUAUUGAACAGGACAAAGCUUUGGCUUUGCGAUGUUUUGAAAUUGCUGCACGGUGGGGUGAUGCGGAUGCUCUGGCUGAAGCGGGCUUCUGCUAUGCUCAGGGUGUUGGCUGCAAAAAGGAUUUGAUGAAAGCUGCACGAUACUAUCGAAAGGCGGAGGCUAAGGGUAUGAGCAUGGUUGGUAAUAGUUGGAUCUACAAGGAUAAGUACAUGGCCGACGAUGACGAUUCGCGACAAUCGCGGCACUCGCGUAGUCGCCAGUCAGGCAUGUCUGAGAAGAAUCCACGCAGCAAAUCUCGAACUCGCAGCAUCUUUGGACGAAAAAAAUCGACUGUUUAG
Molecule: messenger RNA, 2262 nt
Organism: Talaromyces proteolyticus
Lineage: Eukaryota; Fungi; Ascomycota; Eurotiomycetes; Eurotiales; Trichocomaceae
Exons: 2
Coding region: 1-2262 (753 amino acids)
Molecular function (GO): protein binding
Source: RefSeq, a predicted model, not a curated record